UAUAAAUAAAACAAUUAAUUAAAAAAAAAAAUCAUAUUUCGACCGCAUGCGGUCGAAAUAAUUAAGUCAAAUCUGACUUAACUAUUUCGACCGCACGCGGUCGAAAUAAUAAACUUGUAAAAUUUAAUAUACUCCCCCAAACUUCAAUCGUCAAUUCUUAUUCCCAGCAACCAAAACCUAAUUAUAUUAAAACUCCCACCCCCACCGUACCCCUACCCAGUCGCCGACACUCCACCCCACCACACCCCUACCCCUCCCCGCCGCUAACGCCCUAUCCCCACCACUUCUUGUCCUCCGUCGCUGCCUUUGCUGUCCGCCGCCACUAAAGGUAAGUCAUUUUUUUCCAUUUUUUUUUCAAUCUCAUUUCUAUCAGGGGAUAUAUUGUAGCAGCUUUGUGCGAGAUCUGGCUUGCAUGUCAGGGGAUGAAAAGAAUCUCCCUUUUCAGAAAUUACAUUUGGCAAUGGUAAGACAACUACAUCCCUUAUUUUCAGGUGGAUUUUUUACUCUGUAAUACUGAUGUGGAUAACCUUUUUGAUUGUGCAAUUGUUAGGAGUACUACAUGUAUCUUUUGUUUCAGCAUCAUGAGAAUAUUGCUUAGAAUUGAAAAGGAAGAAAAUAGACCAAAUAUCUCAACAACGUUGAUUUCCUUUUUCCUUUUGAUAAAUGGAACGUAUUCAGAUAAAUCGAGAGCUUUGUUUAUUUCUUAUUGCACCGAGCAAAAUCUUAUUGGUGACCAGAUUCUUUUCCUUGGUGGAACCAUAAGUGCAUCUCAUUAUGCCUACUGUGAACUUCAUUUAACAAUUAUGAAAAAACCAACUUCUCGUAAAUAGGCAUUAAUCCCCUGUAAAUUAGAUAAAAAUCUAUGCUUGUCGCUGGUGGAAAUCAAAACCAUGACAUGUUGGUAUAAGGUCUCAACCUAACUACUUGGACUAAGCCUCAUUGUUUAUUAACAGGAGAAAUUUGUGUGUUUUUAUUCGAAAACUGAUGAUUCCAACUACAAUGAUGUUGGCAUUCUUAUUAUCGAUCUUCUUUUUAUAAAGUUUUGUUUCUUGUCCUCUAUGGUUAUAUUUGUCUAUAGUUUUACCUAACAACAUUUUACUUCAUUUGUAGGUGUAUCAUGUUCCUAUUGUCUGCUAUACAUUGUGGGUUGUUGUAUAGUCUGUAUGUACCUGACUGGAAAUUCAGUGUGUCACAGUCAACAUGGAGCACCAUUUAUGAGUUAGCCCCUUCAUGACCAAUAUUAUCUUUCACAUGAAUGCAAUGGAUCCAACAUGCCAUCUUGGUGUCAUGCCGCUUUUGAUCCUGAAGGCAUUUUAAGGAUGUGGGAGCAUCAAGAGCUACUGGAGGAGAAUACCCUGAGAGAGUCGGUCAAUUUGUUUGCCAGGGAUGUCGAGGGGGUUUACAUUUUAGCGAUGUACUUGUACUAAAUCUUGAGGCAAUGGCUUGGAGCAUCCUUGUCACAACAGGGCAAGGACCGGGGCCAAGAGAUAGCCACAAUGUUGUUCUUGUUGGCCACAGAAUGGUAGUAUUUGGGGGUACAAAUGACUUAAGGAAGCUGGAUGUUGUUGGACGAUCACCUGGUGCUCGAGCCGGUCAUGCCUCUGUGAAUUUUGGGUUGAAGGUAUAUGUGAUUGGUGGAGUUGGAGACAAGAAAUACUACAAUGAUGUUUGGGUUCUUGAUGUGAUAAAUUCAUCAUGGACGCAGCUUGAUGUAAUGGGCCAAAAACCACAGGGACGAUUUUCUCAUACUGCUGCUGCUCGGAACACAGAUAUUGUAAUCUAUGGAGGUUAUGGUGAGGAUGAGCGGCCACUUAAUGAGUUACUUAUCUUGCAGUUUGGAGUAGAAUAUCCUAAUGGGACUAGCACCUUUUCUGGUUGCAGAGCUACUGGAAAUACAAGUCAUUAUGAUAAGAAAAGGUUCCUGAGAGAAAAAGACAAUAGCUCGGUACAAUAGAUGAAACUUGGUUCUUUUUUCGUGAAUAUUAACAAUUUGAGAUUUAGGUCACAGCCCAGUAGAUGACGUAGGUCACAAGACAACAUAGUUCGUGCUCUUGUUGAUGAGGAUAGUGGGGCGGAAUUGGAUCAUGUCUCUAAUACCCAACGUUGACUUUUUUGAUUCAUAUACUUUUGGAUUGUAAUAUUGCUAUGUUUUCUUGGAUAUGUAAUUUUUUUUUAUGAUAGUACUAAUUCGAAUUA
Molecule: messenger RNA, 2196 nt
Organism: Lycium barbarum (goji berry)
Lineage: Eukaryota; Viridiplantae; Streptophyta; Magnoliopsida; Solanales; Solanaceae
Exons: 7
Coding region: 1439-1954 (171 amino acids)
Molecular function (GO): protein binding
Source: RefSeq, a predicted model, not a curated record